Messenger RNA from Mauremys mutica (yellowpond turtle), 5248 nucleotides. It is a transcript of the gene BAG4, whose product is annotated as BAG cochaperone 4. Bases 2461 to 3750 code for a protein of 429 amino acids. NCBI's taxonomy places the organism in Eukaryota, Metazoa, Chordata, Testudines, Geoemydidae. The record is from RefSeq and is a predicted model, not a curated record. Gene Ontology annotation, biological process: protein stabilization. Gene Ontology annotation, molecular function: protein-folding chaperone binding; adenyl-nucleotide exchange factor activity. The transcript is spliced from 5 exons. Gene Ontology annotation, cellular component: cytoplasm; nucleus; cytosol.
GUCCCGCCCUAGAGACCAGGGGUGUGGGUGGGUGUCCCUUAUGAGCACUCUUGAAGGAAGCUGGGGAAGGAUCCUGGGGUUCUGGGGUGCAGAUGUCCCAGGUGUUGUGGUCUGUCACUAGCCUGGUGCAGAAGAGAUGACUGCUCUGAUAUGCGGUUAAGCUAAAUUGCUGCUGUGUUCCUGAAUCCUUUGAACUACUCUAAUUGAUUACGCAUUUCUCUUGCUGUUUCUCUGUACUCAAGCCGACUGCAUCUACUCGCCCUUAAGGCCAGCUUGCCACAGUCACACUGGUGCACUAAGUUAGAGGCUUGAGCCUACAGCUACUGGAAAGCACCUCUGUGUAAUGCCACCUCAAAGCCCAGAGAGGGAGGAAUUCUGGUUUUGGCAGCUAGUCUGGAGCGGCAAGAAGCCUGGAAAGGCUUGUAAUUACAUUGUGUGAGGAUUUGAAAAUAGGUGACAUCUUAAUAUGCCUUCAGGCCCUUAUAGUGUAUGUUAGAGUCACAAACAGCAGACUGUUCAUACAGGCUCUUCCUUCCCUGAUUUAGUUGGGGAUUGGUCCUGCUUUGAGCAGGGAGUUGGACUAGAUGAUCUCCUGUGGUCCAACCCUGAUAUUCUAUGAUUCACAGCACUGCAACAUAUCUAUGAAUUCUCUUUGCAUUUUUUUAUUAGACAUUGUCUAAUCUUCUGCUAGUUCUAGUGCUAUCACUUUUCACCCCUAUUGGGCAAUGGGUACGCAUGAAUGCAAAUCAUGUGCUCUUUCUUAAGUCUGCACUCAUCCCCUCCCCUCGCUAACCUCCUCCCCUAAACAACCCAUUUUUCAUGCAGUUCAAGGCAAAGAGGUAACAGACUGUGGAUGUAUUUUAAUUUGGUCCUUUUAGCAGGUGGGUCACCAGGCUAAAGAGAGUCUCUCUCCUAAGGUAUGUGGGUCUAGACAUCACUGUGAUGGUAGCCAAGUACGUUUCAUCUCAGAAUCUUUCAGGCAGGCAAAGGGGUGAUGAAGUAUGGCUGGUGCAUUGGAACUAUCCCGGGUAGUGGGAUCCGGUAACUCACUCUUUAUGUGACUUUGGACAGGAAGAACCGUAAAAGGGAAAGAGACAUCAGAAAAACAGAAUGAGAGCCGAAUUUUCCUAUCCUAAGCAACAUGGAACCAGUGGAUCAAAUGGUGGUUUCUAGAGUUAACACUGCUUGUUGGACUACAAAGGUUAAUUCAUCUACUUUAGAGUCUAGAACACACAGGGUUUUAUUCAUGGUCAAAAGUGAAAUUACCCAGAGCAUCCAACUUCUGUAAAUUGCAUGCUGCCAGCACCCUGCCCUGGUCUGAGAGUUGGGGAUCACAAGCUUGGGAGCUUGUCCUCCUGUAAGGUGUGAGAGGUAUGCUGAGAGCAGAGCUUGCUUGAAGACAUGUUAAAACAUGCUUUUAGAAGGGGGUUGUCUCUUUCAAUUCCUUUCUCUCUACAGAACCCCACAAUAUGAGCUCAGAGGAACAAAGCAGGUUGGCAAUCUCAUUGCAUCCUGUACAAUUAGAGGAGUAACUUCUUCCCAGGGGAACUGUCAAGCUCAUUUGUUUAGUAAGGCAAUUUAAGAUCCCCUGAUGGAAGGUGCUAGAGAAGGACUGCGGAUUACAGUUCAGUGCUGAAAAGGGUGUCAGAUAAGAACAAUUUCCUAGCUUUAUUGUCACAGUAAGAUGUGAACAGUCUGAUUCACCCUAAGUACAACCAGGUUCCUGGAAAUGAAGAUUGCAGCAGUGGCUGUGUUGCUGUGUACAGCUCAGAGCAAGGCUUGUCAGUGUUCCACAUCAAUUCCUGAUGUCAGGCUGAUCCUGGCUGCCAGCAGCCAGCUCUCACAAUGAAAGGCACCCCUUAAGCUUGAAUAUAGCAAAGGCAAGGACGGCAGGGGAGAGGAGUAUAAAAGUGUUGUUUGCAGCAGUACCUAGCAUGAAUGUCAGUGAGCACAUUCCAAGAGGAGCACAUUCAUGCUGAGGAGUUAACUGCAUCGCUGAUAGCAAAUGGGCAGCAUGAGUUCUUGUGGCUGUUUGUGGCCACUGUAUCUUUAAUGAGCUUGGGCUGCUGUUCUUUGUUAUACACUGGAAUGAACUUUUCCCCAUUCUUUCCCGAAUGGGGAGACUUCUAUUCAUUACUGUGACCGAUAUGGCAAUUUCCUGGGCAAACCUCACUUAAAUGAAAUUUAAGUAUCUUAGGAGUUGAUUGUAUAAAAAAUGCUAAUAUUUAUGUACAGUAUUAUUGUGGGAUUAUAUGCAGCUUCUUUCAUGGGGGGACAGGAUUAAUGUAAACCCUGGGAAGUGCUAUGAGCUUCAGAGGACUCUUUGGAACAGUGUGCUAGACAAACCAAAUUAAGUGGGCUUGCUAGGAAAUACUUGGGAGGAGGGGAAGGUGCCUUCUCACCCAAUUUUUAGAAGCUGUGCUCUGAGGAGAAGUGCAUUGUCUGCUGAUCGCCUGUUAUAUGAGGACAAGCUCAGAAUCUCAAACUGGAUACAAGACUAACUCUCAGAUUUGCAGGCGGGGGAAAGGGGGUGCGCUUGUUCUGAGCAAAAGCUGUUAUGAACUUGUGGCCACAGAAAAACUCCUGUGUUGGGGUUGGAAGGACUGUUCAUCCGCCAGAAGCCUUGUUGGAGUUAGGGGAGCGUCUCUGGAGCAGCCUCCUUAUCCUGGAUAUGGUUCCAACUACUGGAACUCUGCGGUGCAGCCUAGAGCCCCCUACCCAAGUCCGUACCCCACUGGACCUGAGUUACAAAGCCAGGGACUGGAGUCUCCCUACACAAAUGGAGCCUAUGGCGCCCCUGGGGCUGCUCCACACUAUGCUAAUCUGCCACAGUCAAACACCUACUAUUCUUCUGGGCACCCUCGGGCCUCCUACCCAGCAGAGUCUCCGAGCAUGUACCGACCGCCAUCGCCAGCCUCGCUUUGGCAUUAUCCCCCACCAGACUGCCCCCCGGAAGGUCCCUCUCUCAGGAGGCAGGCCCCAGGAUACUCCCCACCACUGACCCCAGGUAUGCCUGUCCCGCACUAUCCAUAUGGAGGGGAUACCAACCCUGGCAUUCCACAGCAAGGGCCACCACCACAACCAAGACCCCAGGAUGAAUCGUGGGCUUCCUCUGGCAUCUAUGGAAUGCAGCCACGUUACGCCUGGCCUGCUGCUUCGACACCCCAAGGAAGUUCAUUUAUUUCAGAAUCAUCUCCAUCCUGGUCUGGCAAUGGAGCUCCUUCUCCUCAUCCUCCAGCUCAUGAUACAAAGGAUGCUACUUAUGACAAACCAGACCAAGGAGCAAACCACAACAACUACUUUCCAGAAGUCAAUCAGCAGCCCUCUGGGACUAUGAAUGAUCAUAAGUCAACUCAGUUCAACACCAAACCAUCCCAUUUCAAUUCCAAAGUGCAGUACAGCGCACAGCCCCAAAUGUAUAAUAAUGUACCUAGGAAACCACCUUUGAACCAGGAUGCAGGUUUUAAACCCAGCGACCAGCCUUUGUCAAACUCCCUGGGAAUUCAGCCAGGGAUUCAAAGAGUUAUGCAAGUUAUGGAGGAGGUUGAGCAGUUGGAGCAAGAGGUGGAUGAAUUUGUAGGAAAAAAGACAGACAAAGCAUACCGGCUUCUGGAGGAAAUGUUGACCAAGGAGCUGUUGGAACUGGAUUCCAUAGAGACUCAUGGCCAGGACGAUGUUCGACAGGCUAGGAAGGAGGCUGUUCAUAGAAUCCAGGCCAUACUGGAAAAACUGGAAAAAAAGGGAUUGUGAAAGACCGAUGAUAACAACUCAAGGCCUGCUAUGGACAUCCAAAAGCGCUCUGGUUAGGCUUAAUUUUCAGCCUGCUUCUAACUACUGUUGACCAUGAAAAGCAAUAAAGUCUGACUAUACUUUAAUUUUUUUUUUUAAACCCAACAAAUGAUAACUUGGCUGUGGACGGAUGAAAGAAGGAUUGAAACAUCAGUCCUGAAUUUUCAGGUGGUUGUUCCAGGCCAACGAAUGUACAGACAACUAUGGAAUUCUGACAUUGCCAAACAAAGUGCUUUUGCCUCUGUGGGUGUCUACGUGCUUUUCAUCAGCAGGAGAGGAAACCAUUGUAUGGAACAGACUUUUCUGUACUAGGCCAAAUGUGUGUCUAUAGAUGCCACCUGCUGCCCCAUGGCUUCUUAAACAGCUGGAAUUUCUGUUAGUUACAAUGCCUUUGUAACACACAGCAAGUAAAACAGGACUUCAGGCUCUUGGACUACUAUUCUUGGGUAUUAUUUACAGCUUCAUCACUCUAGUCAUUGAGAUUGAUGUGUAUUGUUCUGUGUCUUUUUGGUGCACGCUGUAGUACUGUCUUGAAAUACUGGUGGAAGAGACCAUAUUAGCAACAAGUCAAUAUGGCAACUUCACACUGUUUUCUUCUAUAUAGUGAAGAGCUAUUCAGUGAUGUUUUAUGUGGGGAAGCGGUAAUAAGGAACACAAUUGGGAGCUUUUGAAUUUCGCCUCUUAAAAAGGCAGUGGUGCAAAUGAGAGAUGGCGGCAUGAUCCUAGCAAGUGAAACAUUUGGAAAUUAUUUUUCAUGGCAAAUUGGGGUAAAAAUCCACUUUUUAAUUGUAAUGUCCUUUCACAUAAUGCAGUUUUGUAUUCCACUAUAAUCUGCAUAACUGGUGGUUCUGUACAGUGCACUGUGGAGGGGAGAGGUAAAACAUCUGCCUUUAACCGGGGGGCUACCACAUCUGAAAUUAAGUAGUCAUUACUGUGUAUGAUAAGAGAAACUGGCAAGUUUUAAAAAUAAUUUUGUACUGAUAAGAAGUUGGAAGUGACUUUCUUUAAAGUUUGUGUGAAACUAUAAAUGGAACCUGUUGUAACCAAAGCACCAUACCUGGAAUUCUGUCCUUGCAGCAGAUCCUCAUAAGACAAGGCAGCAAGUGACAUGGAAAUAGUGAUAUUCAUGAUGUUGAAAGGAGGUUGGUGCUACUUUUGAGAUGGCUUGGAGCAGACCAGUUAUGUGAACCCGUUAGCCUUUUGCUUCUGGAAUAAUGACCCCAUUUUCCUGAAGCCAUCCAGCCUGGCAUUCUCUGUGCUGCUAGUCAGUGCAGUGGAAGAUGUAUGUCUGCAGAUUCUACAUUCUUAGUGCACCUGAAUUCUGCUGGAAUCAGCUCACCUCUCCAAGCGUUCGGAUCCAUCCUCAUAAUCAUGCAUGUGGUUGGCAGUCUAGAAAAUGUACUCUGGGCUAAUUCAGAAGAGCAGAGUAAUCAGUCCGGGCCAAUAAAUGUUUUGGAUU